Messenger RNA from Mercenaria mercenaria, 4850 nucleotides. RefSeq names its product cartilage matrix protein-like. Bases 269 to 2158 code for a protein of 629 amino acids. The transcript is spliced from 17 exons. Lineage: Eukaryota; Metazoa; Mollusca; Bivalvia; Venerida; Veneridae. The record is from RefSeq and is a predicted model, not a curated record.
AAAUAGACUGUGUCAACAUUAGCAAAUACGCAGUUUAAAAUGUGUUUGUGGAAAAAGUUGAUUUUAUUUCUUAAUUAACAUUUAAUUCGACACGGAAAAACUUGGGAAACCAAAAAUGAGUUACUUGGUUUACGGAAUACUUCGGUUAUCCUCGAUUCCGAAAAUGACCAAUCGACGAGAAAAAUACAGUAAAAUUGCAGUGGUUUAAAACAUCGACAGAAUUUAUGGUUGUAAUGAGCUAAUUGAAGAACAAUAUAACACGGAACGUAUGCAUGAACUGGUCUGUAAAAGGAACAUUCUAACAGUGUUAAAGAUGGGUGAAGGUGUCUAUCAUUGGUUGACUCUUGUCAUAUCGGUUAACAUCGUAUUUGUGGGACCUGCACCAGUGCAGAUAUGCGACAAGCCGGCUGAUAUUGCAUUCUUGAUUGACAGUUCCAGCAGUAUUUGGAUAUACGACUUUGAGAAACAAAUUAAAUUUGUACAGGAACUAGUGAAAAGGUUCAACAUUGGACCAGACACUAUCCAAGUCGCCGCUCUAACAUUCUCUCAUAACGUUGUAAACGAAUUUCAUUUCAACGAUGUUGACAGCGCACAGGAGGCUAGUGACAGGAUCGGAAGGAUUGUACACGAAAGCGGAAAUUACACAUUUACCCAUUAUGCAUUAGAUAUCAUGCGUACAGACAUAUUCUCGCCAAGCAAUGGAGCACGCGCCGGUGUAGCGAAAAUUUGUAUACUGCUGACCGAUGGACAAUCGUCGUACCCUAUGGAAACACUGGAAAAAGCCGGACUGGCAAAAGCAGCCGGAAUUACAAUUCUAGCAAUUGGCAUUGGAGAUACAGUGAGUGUGGACGAGCAGGAACUGAGGACCGUGGUCUCACCUCCAGCAGACCAGAACUAUUUUCAUUCAUCUACAUUCGAUAGGCUCAAAGAGAAGCGGUUUCCAGAGCUGAUUGGUCAAAUAGCGUGUGAUGAGCCAGAAGAUCAGCCACCCGCUGAAGUUUGCCAAGGAAAGAACGCUGAUAUUUUGUUUGUCGUUGACAUGUCAAGCAGUAUUCGGGUGAAACAUUUCAAAGAGGUACUGGAACUUCUUGCAGACCUUGUCAGAUAUUUUGACACAAACAGCGGAAAAACAAGAGUAGGGAUGGUAACAUUCAGCACUGCUACGGAAGUGCAGUUUUAUCUUGACAAAUAUAGGAGCAAGGAAGAUAUCAGAGAAGCCAUUCUAUCUACGCAAUCACACGGAGGUUUAACAAAUACUCAUCUUGCCCUACAGAGGGCGCGAUAUGAAAUGUUUAGCAUGAAGCACGGAUCCAGGCGCGGUGUGGACCACAUCUGUAUAGUCAUUACGGACGGUGCGUCUCAGCAUACUGAAAUGACUAUAAUUGAGUCUAAUUCGAUUCACAAAGCUGGAAUCGUUGUCUUUGCCAUCAGUGUAGGACACGAUGUAGAUGUUGAAGAACUUCACCAUAUUGCAUCAAAACCAGAAUAUGUGUUCGAGGUGAAUGGAUACGGCGCUCUGAAUAUAACAAAUAUUUUAGCUAACAAAACAUGUAAAGAGCCAGAAGAUCAGCCACCUGCUGAAGAUUGCCGAGGGAAACGGGAGGACGUCGUAUUUAUAGUGGACAUGUCUAACAGUAUAUGGGUGGUGUAUUUCCAGGAACAGCUGAAAUUUCUCUCUGAUCUUGUUGGUUUCUUUGAUAUAAAUGAUGAUAACGCUAGGGUGGGAUUAUUGACGUUUAGUACGGAUACAAGGGUACAUUUCUACCUUAACACAUACAAUGUCCAGGAUGAAAUCAGCAAAGCCAUUCUUGCAAUCAAAUCUGAAGGAGGUCUGACAAACACACAUCUUGCACUACAGAAAGCCCUAUAUGAAAUGAUGACGCCGAUGCAUGGAUCCCGAAGUGAUGUGGAUCAUGUGAUUAUUGUAUUUACUGACGGUUUAUCCAGGGUACCACGAUUAACAGCAAGACAAGCUCACAAGAUUCACCAAGCCGGUGUUGAGGUUAUUGCUGUUGGUGUAGGAGACAGGAAAAACAAAGCAGAACUCGAAAAGAUUGCAUCUAGAAAAGAGUUUGUGUUCGAGGUGAGCGGCUACAACACACUACAGGAAAUCAAACAUAUUCUGGCAAGAAAAACUUGUGAAGUUACAAGCGGCUAACAUGUUAAGUAGAUAGCAAGUUGAUAUCCCAUACUGUUGUCAUGGUAAUAAUAUAUUGUAAUGGAAUUCUCCCUUACAAAAUGAACGUCAUGAACUUAUGUGACAAAUAAACAUUUGGCAUACAAGUAACUGUUGAACUUGUGUAAUUUAACUCAAUAUUUAAAGUGUUUAUAUACGUCAUACCCAAUAAACUUUCCUACAAAAGGACUAUUUCCUACAAAGAUUCAUCAUAAAAAUUAGAAUGGCAUCAUUGUUGACAUUUCUCCUUGUGAGAGAGUACUCUGGUACAGUAGGAUACGCGAUUAUUAGUCCAGGAGCUAGGCAGAUGGUUCUUUUAAGGAAUAUACAAGUUCAGAAGGGAUUUUUACCACAUCAUGACUAUCUUCAGACGUACUGGGACAUUUCUGACAAUGCUGCCUAGUGCAAUUUACGAUAUUUAAAAAUGGUGGACACGGAAGUUUGGACUACUUCUACAUUUAAGGGUCCGGCUUUUCGUGAAUGUAUCUUUGUUAUGAAUGAAACUUUUAGGGAUUCAUAUUUAUGCUUAAAUAACUUAAAGCCGGAUGUAAACCGGGUAAUUCAUAGCAAUUUAAACAUUUUAUUGUGCAUGUGCUAUGUAUUGUUAGCUUAACUAAUUUCGUCUGCAGGUUUCAUUACGCUCGUCAUAUAAUGCUCUGGCUUUUUAAUAAUAAUGUCUUAUUUCAUAAAGCAUAUGAUGUAUAAUUAUGUGGCUUUUCUUUUAAGACGUGCUUGUAGUACUCGAGCCUAAAAUGUAAUGUAUUUUAUUGAUUUCAUUGUUAAUUAUUGCUUUGGUCGUACCACGGUACCUAGUCUUAAGACGGGAUUUUCAUUGGUCAAAGCCGUUGCUAUUGGCACUCCGAAGGUUAUAAAUACAGGUGUCCGCAUUGAGUCGGUAUCUUCUUCUCAACCGUAAAACCUUAAGUAGUACAUGUAAAGCUCACAGAUGAGACAUUUCUAUUCAGAAAUACAUUUUUUGUCAAAGAUACAAAAGAAAGCUCUUCAGCAAAGUAAAAGAAACAAUGUUAUGCGGUCUUAACUUUAUUUUAAAGAGCAGAAAGUCAAUUUCAUUGAAUAGGCACUUUUAGCUUUACAGAAUAAACGAAUAAACAAUACAAAAAGAACAACAACAUUAUGAAGUAAAUACAAGACCAUGUACAAACCGAACCUUGCAGUAUGCCUAGUCUGAAUUACCACGUUAUUACGGAACUAAAGAGAUGCAUUGGACUACGUAAUUCUACUUAUAUUUAUAUAUAUUAUAAUGCUUUGUACUGAUGUAUAGGCCUAGGUCCUCCAUUAAUGAUCUAUGACAAUGUAUUUAUAUCUAUGAUGUAAUAUUCAUUUCUACGAUGCCAUAUUGUCAACUUCUCGAACGUAUGAUAAUUACGACGUCGCAACAUUAAAUAGCUAUUUUAACCGUUCAACCUAGUUACUGUGAUAAUUUGAAGGUAUUGAUGUAAACCAGAAAGGCAUCUGGUGAUAAUCGCAACAUACACUUGUAUUUGCAUGCUUUAUCAACGGUAGAUGUUGAUGUGCAAAUAUCAGUUAUUACUAAGUAGAUCGGUAUCCGGAUUAAUAAGUAUGUGCAACUACCCAGAGGGGGUAGGUCCUUACAAUAUCAUUUUAUGGCCUAGCUCAUGAGGAAUCAUCACAAUUAAACUCGAACACAUUUAUACAAAAGGUAUAGCUGCCGGUUUCUGAUUUCAAUGAGAAAACAUUUUGUUUGUUAUCUUAUUCAUUGAUUGCGUAUUAUUAUAUCAUGCAUUGAACUUAUAUAUUCUUGAUUUUGUGUAUUCAAUUGUGUUCUGUUCUAAUUAAAGACAUUACUCUUCAGAAUUACGACUAACGUAUUAAUUAUCAGCCGGUUUCAUGUAUUGCCUCAUGUUUAAUUUAUUGAUUGCCUCACGUAAAUUUUUGUUUUUGGUUUUUAUUUUUAUUCUCUUAAAUAGGAAAUCAAGACAUGUUUAUUUACUAAUAGUCAUCCUGCGUGUUUUCCGUGAAAAUCAUUUAAGUCAUCCGAUGGUCAGUUUUCCUUAAAUACCGCAAAUUUUGAGAUAGAACGUCAGUGUCAUUCUUGCGCCUGUCCGGUCGUAGAUUCGUGUGCUGAUACUCCAUACAUAAUAAGUUAGAUUAGGACCGAGGCAAUCAAAUAGUUAAGCAUAAUUCAUCCAGUUUUUUGGUCGAUGAUAAGAAUCAUACAUAAAAUAAUUUCGCAAUGCCCUUUUCAAGUAACUUUAGAUUGUAGUCACAUAAAAAACUGACAGGUUAUAAUAUCUCGCCCAGGUUAACUACCCUCUGGCCACGUAAUGAUUAUUGUUUUGUCCAGUUACUACUUGUUUUGACAAGCUGACUAAAUAGGAAUGGUCAUCCUGCGUGCUCCUCCGAGAAAAACAUUUUAGUCAUCCGAUGGAAAGGUUUCCUUAAAUACCGCUAAUUUUGAGAUAGAACUUAAGUAUCAUUCUUGCGCCUGUCCGAUCGUAGAUGCGUAUGCUGAUAUUCCAUACGAAAUAAGUUAGCUUAGAACCGAGGCAAUAAACGAUGAAGUAUUUAUGUUAAAGAUUACAGAUUAAUUUAAAUAACAAAAAUGAUAUUAGAGAAUUAUGAAGAAAAUCAUUGGUUUUUAUAUAUUAUCGUAGCAUAGAGUUGAAUAUCAAAUAGUAGUUAUUACAGAGAA